AUGGAGUCUGUUGCGAAUACCAAGCAGAUUGAAAAACUCAUUUAUACUGAAAAGGAAGUCUAUCAGCAAGAACAGAUGUUGCAUAAGGCAAUAUAUCACUCUAUUAGAAACAAUAAAAUUAUACGAAAAAAUGGGUUUUUAAACAUAUCCCCAAACCAAUUUGCCAUUAAGCUGGAAAAGAGAAAGUAUAUCUACUCAGAUUUUUCCAAGAUAGCACUUCCAGAAGAUUAUAAUUUGAAUUUAACAAUCAACUGAGAAGGAAGCAAAUUCAAACUGUACGAAGAAAUCCUUAUAAACAUCGGAAGGAACCGAUCUUGUAGGCUUGUUCUUGAAUGAAGAGAAGCAAUUAAUAAGGGAAUUAAUUACUCUUUCAUCAGAAAAUGUUUGAGACACUUUAAUGAUGAUAUGAUUGUGUUGAAAAUUAUAGGCAAAAGAAUCUCAGGUAAAAUCUUCCCAAGGCUGAUUCAGAAGUGCUGAAAGUUUAAAAAACUUGAGUUUAUGAAUUGUGUUUUUAUAAAUAUUCAGGAAAGCUGAUUUAUUGGAGCCAAUGCUCAAGUGAAAGAUCUUACUUUCAAUUACUGCACAAGCGUUGGUGGUGAAGGAUUUGCAGCUAGUGAAAGUGUUGAGCAUCUAGUAAAAUUAAUUUCAACCACUUCACUCAAAAAGUGCAUCAAGUCGAUCAGAUUUGAAAAUCUAACAGAGAAAAACAGAGUGAUGGCUUGAAGAGAAACAUAUGGACUGCAUCAAGUCAAGAUCUUGAUGUUUGAUUAUGAUUCGCUUGAUUUUGUAGAAUUGCAUUAA
Molecule: messenger RNA, 801 nt
Organism: Moneuplotes crassus
Lineage: Eukaryota; Ciliophora; Spirotrichea; Euplotida; Euplotidae
Source: the annotation of a GenBank genome assembly